Molecule: messenger RNA, 1584 nt
Organism: Cantharellus anzutake
Lineage: Eukaryota; Fungi; Basidiomycota; Agaricomycetes; Cantharellales; Hydnaceae
Product: MFS general substrate transporter
Exons: 7
Coding region: 1-1584 (527 amino acids)
Biological process (GO): transmembrane transport
Molecular function (GO): transmembrane transporter activity
Source: RefSeq, a predicted model, not a curated record
AUGAGCCAGGACUCCAAUGUUCGCCCACCAGCCAUCUUCCGGGCUGAAUCAUCUUUAGAAGAACAAAAUAAUCCGUCAGCAACGAGACCACGGAGCCCUUUGCCAGCACUGCAAUUGGCGACGGUGUAUUUUGUCUUGAUCUGUGAACCGUUGUCCGCUAGCGUGAUCUUCCCUUUCAUCGCAAAGGCUGUCAACGAGAUGGGUGUGACGAGGGGGACGAGUCCGCAACAGGGUACUAUGUCGGCCUCAUUGUAUGGCACUCACGUUGCAACCCUCCACAUCCCUGCUCAUGCAUCGCUUCCCGUCAGGAAUCAACGUUCUUUUUUGCACAAGGUUGGGAUUUUUCGCACGUUGGAGCUAACACUGACCUCGACUUUCUCCUACAAAGGCUGCUGUGUUUUGCAAUGGGGUCGACUUUCCGACCGCAUUGGGAGGAAACCCGUCUUGAUGAUAGGUUUAAUGGGGCUCACUGUUUCUAUGUUGUCCUUUGGUUUGUCAAAGUCUUUCACAAGCCUCAUUAUCAGCCGAGCGAUUGCGGGCAUGCUAAGUGGGAACAUUGGAGUCACGAAGACGAUGAUCUCCGAGCUAUCCGAUGGUUCAAACCGUGCGGUGGCAUUCAGUCUACUUCCUAUCGCGUGGACUAUUGGGGCCACUUCUGGUCCACUCAUCGGUGGCUCUCUUCAGCACGUUGCGGAUGCGUAUCCAGAAACAUUUACGGAUCCUUUUUGGACUCAAUACCCUUAUUUUCUUCCCUGUCUCGUGGUUGCUGCGUUCGCCCUCCUAACUUUGCUUCUAUGCACUUUCUGCACAAAAGAAACGCUUCCAAGACGACCUCGUUCCUAUUUUAAACGAAAUUAUGGGACUAUUGCUAGCCCCGUGGGGGAGGUCGAUGAGAAGGAGAAUCGAUCCAUAUCCCAAGUCCUAACAAAAGCAGUCAUUGUCGCAAUACUUAAUUAUGGCUGCAUUGCUGUCUUGGAGAUUUCGUAUUAUGCCCUCUUAACAGUUUUCUUAGCUGUCCCCGUCCGUUCUGGUGGGCUUGGUCUACAGCCGCAGAAGGUUGGGGUGGUUCUUGCGACCAUUGGAUCCCUCAGCGGAGUCAUUCAGCUUGUUGUAUAUCCCUCGGCAUACCGGAGGUUUGGUCUUAAAUUUAUAUAUCGGGCAGCUCUCCUAUCGUUUCUUGUCAUUUUUCCAUCUUUUGUCAUCAUGCAUAUGCUUGCGGAGUUGUCUGGCCUCGAUGAUGGUUCUUUGUCCCAUUGGCACAUAGUGAUGCUCUCGCUGGUGCUGGUAUGCAAUUCGGUCGUGGAUAUGGGUUUUAGUUCCAUCUUUGUCUACGUUGCCGCCGCGUGCCCUGCGCCAGACUUGCUCGGAGCGACUAACGGAAUCGCCCAAUCCGUCAUUAGUUUCACACGGGCCUUUGGACCGGCAGUCGCAACGGCGCUCUUUGCAUAUUCUGUGGAGCACAGACUGGCCAACGGAUAUGCUGUAUAUUGGUGCUUUGCAUCAUUCUCUCUCGUCGCACUUGCCCUUUCCACUCGCCUUCCAUCCUCAGUAGAGGAUCAAGAUGGACAUGACCACAUACAUUAG